UACGUUAGGCAUGCGUUGGGUGUGCCAGAAGGAAGAACAAUUAAUAAACCUGAGCUAUAAGUGACCAAUAUGUUAUAUUGAGUGUUAUGUCAUAGUGUUGUGCAAAGAGAAGAAAGACUAACUACAAUCAUUGUAUAAAGUUUACAUUGUAAUAAGUGCAUUACCGUCACCAUGUUCUGGUUGGUGAUGUUAAUGUCAGCUGCCACGAGCUGUGUGCAUGCACAGUUGACGGCUCAGACGAGUGUAGCUCCCGACCUCAGAGAAUGUUACACAGACACAAUGUUAAUAAACAGAAACAACCUACCACCAACAUCAAUGUCUGUUUUAAUAGAUAUAAUCACUAAAAUUGAGGACAACCCCAAUGUUAACAUGGAUUUGAGGCAAUUGGUUGUUAUAUUACUUCAAACAUACAGACAAGAUGGUAUUGAAUACCAUCAACCAGGAGCCAACAUAGUGUCAUCGUCCGUGUUGCCAUUCGCACCUACUUCCCAUUCAUUUUAUCGUAACAAGUUGCUUCUUACGAAAAUUAUUCCAGGCAAUUUGCAAGUUUUGUCCAAUAAUACUAUAAAUUCUACUUUAAAGUGCGCUCUACAUAAUAUGAUAUCAACCACAAUCGAUGCUCGCAUUCGUGGAAAUGAAAAUACCUGUAAUACAUUAGCGCAGUAUCGCGACUUAAGGACUAUUCGUGAUGUUUCACGUCAUGCUAUGAAAGAUGAUGUUGAAAUUUUGGAUCUCUCUAAAUUAAAUUCCGCAGAUAAAAACGGUCAAAUGAGACAAUUUAAUCCGAAAGACGAUAUCGAAUAUACAGAUCUAAAUGGGGUAAAAUCUGAACGUCAGUUACUAGGAGAGAGUCAAUGUCCAAUUCUUGGUGGGGUCGUUAACACACCAUGGGGUGCCGUGUCUGCUGGUAAUGUCCUGGCGGGUAUAGCUGGUGGAGCACAAUUCCAAACGAUACCAAUUUUGGAACUAGCUAAGGGUUCUAUAAUUGACGAUCCGAAUAUCCAACAAUUUGUUACAUCUACUUAUCCAACCACGUUAGCAGGAGAUUUAGCUGAAGCUGUUCUUAUUCAAAAUAUAGAAAGAGGUAGUACCUCUAUAUCGAUCGGUGCAGCUGGUAAUUGGAACUCAACGCAAGCGCAGAGAUACUAUAUGCUUAGCAGUCGAACUAAUAUUGAAAUUUCUGAUCCUGAAAUACGUGGUGGCAUGGAUGGAUUCAUAUUAGGCAACCUUGUGAAUUCUGCAUUACAGGGAUCAUCAUUAAAACUGUCACAGCUUCUUGAUAUGUAUUACUCUGCAAGGAAUGGAGUGUUCGAUUCAACUCGCAGAGCUUGUAAUCGAAGAAAUUUAAUUCAAGAACUCGUAACAAAUACUAAUUUAGUUGCUGAAACCUACGCGUUUGCUGCCGCUCUAGACACAAAUAUACCCCUACGUGGAACAAUUAUCGGAGGGUUAGAACAACCAGUUAACAGUGCUGUUACCAAUUUCCAAAGUUACGUAAGCAACAAUCUAAACGAUUUGAGCUGUUUCUCUACUGAUAUAAGUUCAAAUAACUACAGACUCAAGACAAAUCUUUACCUGGUGGUCGAUUCGUCCUGGCAGUAUCAGACCAUAUAUCCAGCCAUCUCCUUCAUUCUCGAUAACAUAGAAGUUGGAAAGUUUGGAUCAAGUGUUACUUUACUGAGUGCUUUCGACGGAAAUGUUAUAAUAAAUAAAACCUUUUCUCUGGCCGAUUUUCACAUAGAAUAUACAAUGGCGAGACAUCAAUCAUUACUCGGCGGUGUGAAUCUGGAAACAGCAUUAACAAAUAUUCGAAUUAUGAUGCAAAGUGAACUAGAAAAUGAACGAACAGCAAACUAUGUUGGCGGGAACUCUACAGUCAUUCUGUUUUUACUCAGCUCCAGUGUUCAAAAUACUCAAUUGACUUGGGAACAAGCGAGAAUUUUAAAUGAAACUGUACCAGAUUUAAGGAUGUUGUAUGCUACAGCAACGAACCAGUACGAUAAUCUCUGGACUUUAGUACGAGAUGUACACAAUGAUAUUCGGACGAUAUCUUUAAAUUCAGAUGGCAAUAAUGCAGCGACUGCGAUGAAUCCUGUACUUGCAAGUAUCGAACAAGUUGGACGAAGAAUAGUGAACCCCCUGUGUGGAUCAACUUAUAAUUCUGAAUCGAUAUCGGGCACAAGGCAGUUCGAUGAUUAUGUAGAACCGGGCUCCGUAAAUUAUUAUUCCAUCAGUCCCAAUUAUUUUUAUGGAGGGAACGGUAACAGGAGAGUUCGGAUUGUAAGGACUAAUGCAGGAAUGGGAAGUCUCGUAGUUUGUUACUCACGUUUCGUAACGCAACCGAGUCAAAACUCAACUACUACUGGUCAAGGUGAAAGUGAUGUGAUAUGUCAAACGUUGGCGAGCACUGGAAACGUUGAGAUCGAUCUGCAGAAUCCUUGUGACGGUCUUUGGACAGUCGGCUCUUGUCCAUUCUUUUACAUAUCUGUAUCGUCACUUGUGCCUGCAACAACAACAACUUUUACUUCAAUUUGUACAGAUAAUGCUUGCAGAUUCCCAUACAAUAUAAGGUAUCAAGUUCAAAUUAAUGACUUCGGAUGUUACAGCGGUUGUGGCAGAGUUGGAUUUAGUAUUGUCCUUUUAAUUUUCACUUAUCUUCUAAAUUAUUUUUAAAGAUGUAUACCUAUAAAAUUUAUUCUACGUAACAUUCCUACCGAAUUUAAUUUUGUUUUAAUUUGUAAUUAUAUUAUGUUAUAAAAUGA
Messenger RNA from Vanessa tameamea, 2762 nucleotides. RefSeq lists its product as uncharacterized. Bases 172 to 2673 code for a protein of 833 amino acids. The transcript has 13 exons. NCBI's taxonomy places the organism in Eukaryota, Metazoa, Arthropoda, Insecta, Lepidoptera, Nymphalidae. The record is from RefSeq and is a predicted model, not a curated record.